GUCAACAUGGCGCGCUCCUAGAAACCUGUCGCCUCUCAGAAUAUCGAAUUCUUUUCUGAAACCGAGUGGUAUUUUCUUGUGAGCAAUCUGUGAUCUGACUGAGUGAUCGGCUGUGGUGACAGUUACAUUACCGUGCCAGGAUGGCGUCGGCCAGUGGGGAAGGCGCUGGCGUGAGGACCAGUGUCGCGUCGCAGUUUUUCACUGGCGAGGAGGACACGGCCAUUGAUAUGACCACCAGCGAGAAGGUUGUGGAUCUAUUGAACCAGGCAGCCAUGAUUUCCACGGAGAGCAAGCUGGUAGUUCUAAAGCAGGUUCAGGAACUCAUCAUUAAUAAGGACCCUUCAUUGUUGGACAACUUCUUAGAUGAGAUUAUAGCAUUUCAGACCGAUAAAUCGAUGGAAGUUCGCAAAUUUGUUAUUGGCUUCAUAGAGGAGGCGUGUAAGAGGGAUAACGAGCUGCUGCUGAAGCUGAUUGCUAACCUGAACAUGCUGCUGAAGGAUGAAAGUGUCAAUGUGGUGAAGAAGGCCAUCCUCACCCUCACUCAGCUCUACAAAGUGGCCUUACAGUGGCUGGUGCGUUCGAAAGUGGUGUCGGAAAUGCAGGAGGCGUGCUGGGACAUGGUGACCCAGAUGAAGGAGGACGUGCUGGCCCUGCUGGACUCCGACAACGACGGGGUGCGCACCCACGCCAUAAAAUUCACAGAGUCCCUCAUCAUCACCCUCUCGCCCCGAACGCCUGACUCUGACACGCCCCGCCGGCAAGAGGGUGACAUCAGCCUGGACAAGAUCCCCCGGGACCACCCUUACAUCCGCUAUGAUACGCUGUGUGAGGAGGGAAAAUCGGCUCUGGAGCAGCUUCUGAAGUUCAUGGUGCACCCGGCCAUCUCUAGCAUCAACCUGACGACCGCGCUGGGCUCCCUGGCCACGCUGGCCCGACAGAGGCCCAUGUUCAUGUCUGAGGUGGUGCAGGCCUACGAGACGCUGCAUGCCAACCUGCCCCCGACCCUGGCAAAAUCCCAGGUGAGCAGUGUGCGAAAGAACCUGAAGCUCCACCUGGUGUCGGUGCUGAGGCACCCCUGCAGCCUGGAGUUCCAGGGCCAGAUCAGCACCCUGCUGCUGGACCUCGGCAUGGCACAGAGUGAAAUCGCCCGCUGCACGCCCGCCCCCCGAGAUCAGCGCAAGAGGGGCCGCCAUGAUCCCUUCGUCGAGGGCAAGAAGAUCAAGAUCGAGCCCACUCUUAUAGAAGAUGACGAGGACAAAGAGGAGCCUGCGCCGGCCUCGGUCCCCAAACCUUCCUCUGUCCCAGGCACGCAGUCUGCCAUCGACCUCACAGCCGAGUUCCUGCUCCCGCUGCUCACCCCGGAUAACGUGGCUAACCUGGUGCUGAUCAGCAUGGUCUACCUGCCCGACGCCAUGCCAGCCUCCUUCCAGGCCACGUACACGCCGGUGGAGUCGGCGGGCACCGAAGCCCAGAUCAAACACCUGGCCAGGCUGAUGGCCACCCAGAUGACCUCGGCUGGAAUCGGACCUGGACUGGAGCAGUGCAGGGCGCGAGAGGAGGAUUCCGGUAAGGAGGCGGGCGAUGGGGAGGGAGGCGUGGAGUCCUCGCUCAGCGCUAAAGACCCGUUCAUCAAGCGCAGGGUGUCAGCUGUGUCCCUGGGGCAGGCCAUCUCGGUGGUGGGGGCCCACGGGGGGAAGAGCCAGGCUGACGACAUAGAGAGUGCACCCCAGGUGGCUAAGAGACUGCCUGAGCCUAUCCUGCCCUCCACACAGACUAAAGCACCCGGUGCAAGUGGACGCAAGAAGGUCUUCCGAAUAGCGGACGUGAUCCAGCCCUUAACGGACGCCCAGAUAGAGAAGCUGACCAACAUGGCAGUCAAGCGCAUUCUCCAAUCAGAAAAGGCCAUAGCACGCAGCGGGAUGGCCCAUGUGCGUGUGAAGCUGUUGUCCCGCCUGGUGACCCAGUUCGACGGUGUUAUGAAGGAUGAGGUGCUGGAGUUCGUCCUGGAGGACAUCCGAACCCGCAGCGACCUGGCCUUCUCGCUGCUUUACCAGGAGUACAAUGCCUACCUCAGCCAGCUGCCCGCCGGCUCGCUGGAGAGCUACGACCACUGCCUCAUCACGCUGCUGUCCGGCCUGCAGGAGAAGCCUGAGCAGAGAGACGGACUUUUCACAAAGCUGGUUCUGGAAGCUCCUCUGAUUACGGAGUCUGCUCUGGAGGUGAUCCGACGCUACUGUGAGGACGAGUCGCGGGUGUACCUGGGCAUGACCACUCUGAAAGAACUCAUUGUGAAGCGGCCCUCCAGGCAGUUCCAGUACCUACACGUUUUGCUGGACCUCAGCUCCCAUGACAAGGACAAGGUGCGCUCCACUGCCCUGACAUUCAUCAAGCGCAUGUACGAGUGGGACCAGCUGAGGGACUACAUCGAGAAGUUCGCUCUCAACUACAUGCAGCUGCUGGUGCAUCCAAACCCGCCAUCUAUGCUCUUCGGGGCUGACAAGGACACGGAGGUGGCCUCACCCUGGACGGAAGAGACUGUGAGACAGUGCCUGUACCUCUACCUCUCCCUCCUGCCACUCAACCACCGGCUGGUCCACGAGCUGGCGUCCGUCUACACCGAGGCCAUCGCCGACAUCAAGCGCACCGUGCUGCGUGUCAUCGAGCAGCCGAUACGGGGCAUGGGGAUGAGCUCUCCAGACCUGCUGCUAUUGGUGGAGAACUGUCCUAAGGGGGCGGAGACUCUGGUCACCCGCUGCUUGCACAUCCUGACAGACAAAGUGCCUCCCUCGCCGGAGCUGGUGGAGAGAGUGAGGGACCUGUACCACAAGCGUGUGCCGGACGUCCGCUUCCUCAUCCCUGUCAUCAACGGACUGGAGAAGAAAGAGGUGAUCCAGGCGCUGCCCAAGCUCAUCAAGCUCAACCCUAUCGUGGUGAAGGAGGUCUUCAAUCGGCUGCUGGGCACCCAGCACAGUGAAGGCAGCUCCUCCAUGUCUCCCCUGACUCCUGGAGAGCUCCUGAUCGCCCUGCACAACAUCGAUUCAACCAAGUGUGACAUGAAGUCUAUCAUCAAAGCCACCAACCUGUGCUUCGGGGAGAAGAACGUGUACACGUCGGAGGUGCUGGCGGUGGUGAUGCAGCAGCUGAUGGAGCAGAACCCCCUGCCCAUGCUGCUGAUGCGCACCGUCAUCCAGUCCCUCACCAUGUACCCGCGGCUCGGCGGCUUCGUCAUGAACAUCCUGUCCCGCCUCAUCAUCAAACAGGUGUGGAAGUACCCCAAGGUGUGGGAGGGCUUUGUGAAGUGCUGCCAGCGGACCAAGCCGCAGUCCUUCAGUGUCCUCCUGCAGCUGCCCCCGCCCCAGCUGACCAGCGUGUUCGAGCGCUGCCCCGAGAUGAGGGAACCCCUGCUGCAGCACGUCCACUCCUUCACCCCCCACCAGCAAGCCCACAUACCGUCCUCUAUCAUGGCUGUCUUAGAGGCCAACAUCAAGCAGGAGCCGGAGGCCACGGAGCCUGAGGACCGAGAGAUGGAGCCCCCAAGUGUCAUUCCCACCCCAGCAGCUAUGGUCGAACCUGCACCAGUAUUGUCAAAAGCACCAGAUUCACAGGCCCAGCAGUACCCAGCUAAUGAGGAAGAGGAGGAUGCCGUAGAGGAGGGAGAGUCAGGUCUCACCAGCCAGGAUAACCCUGUAGAUGCAGUGGCACAGGAGGACCCGGUGGAAACUGAGGAAAGCUCCACCCCUGCUCUCAUAGAGAAGGUAGAAGAGCCAAUGGAGGAAGCUGCUGUGGAGCCGUUGGACAUAGCAGACCAAUCAAAAGAACCAAUAGAGGAGAGUAACGCAGAGGCGCAGACUGAUGUUGGUGAUGUAGAAUGACGACCUGAGGAGAGAAUGAAGCAGCUUAAAUGCAAAGAAGAUGUCACUGAGGCAGAAAGGAGUAAUGCAGUUGAAUUGCAGCAUCUGAGCUGCUAAAGACCUGAAGUAGGCACAAGCUGUCUGAGUCACAUACCACGGGGAACAAGCGCUCUGAUGAAGGCCUAAAAGCUGUCAUAAAAACCUCUUUGUGUUUUGAAGAUUGGACAUUAAAAUUCUAUUAGAUUUCUUGGUUUGUUAUUUGUUUGAGACAAAAAU
Megalops cyprinoides (Indo-Pacific tarpon) is the source of this 4127-nucleotide messenger RNA. RefSeq names its product symplekin (gene sympk). Lineage: Eukaryota; Metazoa; Chordata; Actinopteri; Elopiformes; Megalopidae. The transcript is spliced from 27 exons. Gene Ontology annotation, cellular component: mRNA cleavage and polyadenylation specificity factor complex. The record is from RefSeq and is a predicted model, not a curated record. The coding region runs from base 141 to 3872 and encodes 1243 amino acids.